Messenger RNA from Dicrocoelium dendriticum, 234 nucleotides. The record is from the annotation of a GenBank genome assembly. NCBI's taxonomy places the organism in Eukaryota, Metazoa, Platyhelminthes, Trematoda, Plagiorchiida, Dicrocoeliidae.
AUGAGUACGCGAUGUCCGACAGAAGUGACUGGGGCGAGAUGGCAAGGGACAGUGUGCGAAGUGUUGUCAUCCCGUAACUUCCUGCAACGUAGGUCGACGGCGAGGCCGAAUUUGCUAAGGAAGUCGAUGCCAAUUAUGGGUUUCUGGACGUCUGCAAUGGUGAAGAUAAAAGGAAAUACGCAUCGUAAACCAAGGUUUAGGUGCAACAGCCUCUGGCCGUAUGUCGCGAUCUUA